Messenger RNA from Trematomus bernacchii (emerald rockcod), 1229 nucleotides. RefSeq lists its product as uncharacterized. The coding region runs from base 134 to 943 and encodes 269 amino acids. NCBI's taxonomy places the organism in Eukaryota, Metazoa, Chordata, Actinopteri, Perciformes, Nototheniidae. Gene Ontology annotation, molecular function: nucleic acid binding. The transcript is spliced from 5 exons. The record is from RefSeq and is a predicted model, not a curated record.
CCUGGCCUCAAAAGGAAUCCGAGCAUCAGAGGGGCGUGUUGGUCGUGUCCUCAGAGAAACGAACCAGCCAUAUCAUGCAGAUCGGUAUCGUAGAUUAAGGAAUUGAAAUCCAGUGCCAUACAGUGCAGAGUACAUGGGUCACAAAUUGCACAUUGACCAAAACGAUAAACUGGUGAUGUAUGGGGUGACCCACGUCCUUGCCGUGGACGGAUUCUCCAGCAACAUUGUAAGCCACUCCACCAUGCCAGUGAAAAACAACCUGACCAUAUAUCAAGAAGUUUACCAGAGUGCUGUCCUACGAUAUGGAAUGUGGGUCCAAAUCCGAGUAGACCAUGGCAAAGAAUUCUACUUGACUCUUUUCAUGCAGGAGAAAUUGGCAGACUACCGGAAUAACACAGGUAGACAGCCAUACGUGCAAACAAAGUCAACACAGAAUCAUAUUAUAGAAAGGAUGUGGCGAGAGGUAAAUAACAGGGUAAACUACCCUCUGAAAGGUGCACUCAACCACCUUGUUGACCAGGAGGAACUAAACCUUGAAGACAACAUCACACGAUAUUGUGUGUCCACUCUUACCUGUCAGGUAGCCAAAAUUGGACUUGACCGGAUGGUGCAGUCCUGGAAUGCACACAGAAUCCAAGGUAAGGGUAUCCCAGAUCAACUUGCUCAUGGUGGAUGCCCAAAGAGACUGCCUGCAGAUCUUUUGCCUGAAGCUACAGAUGCUGCAGACUGCUAUCAUCAGGAAGUGGGGUCCUCUCUGACACGAGUGUCGCUGUUUGGGAGAAACCCAUUUGCUACUGUGGAGCACCAGACAGCAGCUGAACAAGAAUUUGCAACGAACUAUGCGGACAUUGCUGAACUCUUUGAGCGUGCCAUUCAUAACGAGCCAGCACCAUUCCAAAACGGGAUAAAGGAUCUCAUAGACAUUGUAAGAAGAUAUGUGUAAAGGCAAGUGCAGGGAUCAGGAGCCAGUGUAUACCCAGGUUGCUGGACUGUCUGCAGCACUGGAUGCUUUAAGGGCCCUACCCUAAAGUGGACAGCAGUUCAGUCGUUUAUUGUUAAGUUUAUUGUUAAGUUUAUUGUUAAGUUUAUUGUUUAUUGUUAAGUGGUGUGUGUUCAAAUUCCAGGUUCCAUGUUAUCAUCAUACAGAAAAUAAUUGUUGUAGUUUUCUUUAGCUGUAUGACUUGUUAAUUGUUCAUCUGCAAUGUUUAAUAAAUGGAAAAUUGUUUGAA